Leishmania mexicana MHOM/GT/2001/U1103 is the source of this 5289-nucleotide messenger RNA. RefSeq lists its product as hypothetical. The record is from RefSeq and is a predicted model, not a curated record. Lineage: Eukaryota; Euglenozoa; Kinetoplastea; Trypanosomatida; Trypanosomatidae. The transcript has a single exon. The coding region runs from base 1 to 5289 and encodes 1762 amino acids.
AUGGCCGUCUCUCGCUCUCUACUUUCGGGGGUCCACACAACGGCGACAACAGCGGCGAGCGCCUCCUUGUCUUCCACAACCGACACCACCGCGGCCUACUGCUCCACCGCGCAGUCCUCCUCACUCGCUGACGCCGGUCACGGAACUCCAGGCAGUGUACUCGGCGGGGUUCAUGACAUCAGCGCCAGUCGGUCCCACUCUUCGAUGGCGACUGCCGAGGAUGCCGGCGCCACCUCUCUGGUCUCACGCCAGCGUGCAGAGGCUGCGUGUCGAAAGAGGCCACGGCUACUGCGGUGCCACGCGAUGACACCGACGCUUCUCUCCUCCGGCGAGCUGAUGGCGUGGGAGCAGCCCGUACUGUCGGCGGCGGCGUCCCUGCCCACUGCGACGCCAACAUCGGUCGCCAGCCACCCCACACCCAACACUGUGCCUCCUGCAAGUUUCUUCCACACUCCACCUCCUCCUACGCCACUAUCACCACCUGUGUCACAGCAGCAGACACAGCAGCGUGAGCUGAGGCAGCCACGAUGUGUCCGGCGCAGCGGUGUGCCGUUCAUUGAGCAGGUGCAGCAGCGGUGCCGCACCGCUAUGGGACUCACGCAGCACCUCGUGGCGCCGCAACGCUUACCGCGUGCCUCAGGCGCCUCUGCCGAGUCGCCAUUACACACCGCGGCGGUUGUGAUGCGGCAGCCGUGCGGCUCACUCUCGGCGCCUCUGUCGCCUAUUUCCUUUCCAUGUGGAAGUCAUUCAGGUUCGGCGUCGGUGCUGAGGGCGCACUCCUCUGCCGAGUUUCUGUCCCCAGGGACACGUCAGUUGCACUGGUCCAAGCGUGGGAGGGUGCCUGCGGCUCCCGGUGUCAUCAGCGAUGCGAAUAACCGACGGAGCACCAGUGCUCGCGAAAGUGGACUGCUCGACAGCGUCCGUGACGGACAGCAAGAUGAGAGCUGCAGGAGCGCCCCUGGAGCCCGCGUGGGUCUCGGAGAACCGAGCGAGCUUAGCAGAGAUGGCCACGACAGAGGCAUGGGCACUGGCGAUGGUGCGCUGCAUCGCGUAAGUCUGUCAACCCCGCUUCUCUUCGUGGUUCCGUCUUCUCCCUCGGCGGAUGCCGACGCCGCCGCGUCGUCAGUUGCGAGCACAGCCGGAACAGCAUUGGCUCAUUCAACUACCGAGCCGGCGCACGACACGUGCAACUUGCCCUGCUCUUACUCACGACCCUCCGGCACUCGUUACCACCCCCAAACGCCUCGUAAGGCGCACUCUGGCAUUGACCCAUGUCACUUGGCGGGGCACCCCUUGGUGAGCCGCCCGCCGCCCUUAUUCUCGGCUGCGGCCGCACAGGGCGUACUCUGCCCGCCCGGCAACGGAUGCGCUUCUGCCGCCGCUACUGCGUCACGCGCUCGAGACAGCCGCCCUCUCACCUUCCACAGCCACGAGGGCGGCGUGCCGAGCCCGUCGCCGUCACGCUGGCCUUCCACGUUGCAAGCGCACGCAUCUCUUUCUUUGUCUUCCUCGGCAGCAGGAGCAGCGGCAGCGCCGUUGAUGAGCAGUGCACAGCCAGGCCCCUCUCCGACCAUGUCACAGCGGCAGCAACAGCGACACUCGCCUCUGUUCGCCGUUCUCCCUACCGCGUCGGUGAUUCCUUCAUCGCAGAGCAUGGCAGGGGCGACUCCUGCGAUGUCCGCAGCUGGCAGAGGUGACUCUUCUACGCCACCGCUGGUGUUCACCGCGAUGGAGCCCGCCGCCGCGGACAUACGUUCCACUAGCGGCAGCCAGUACCUCUCCCAAGAGAUGCAGCCGGCCUCCAGGUCUUCCUCUGCAGUCAGCAUGUCCCCAUAUCUGGCGCACAGCGACGAUCGCGGCGGAAGCCCAGUGCGUGCGUUCAUGCUUCAGCAGCACCCUUUCUCCGAGCCUAUGGUAGCCACAUCCGCGCUUGCCGCGUCGCUGCCGUCAUCUCGCACCGUCACACCGCCAGGCAUCGCAGGCAACUCGCACGACCGCAUCGCGCAUGUUGACUCUUCUGCCACGACACCUCGAGCCACUUCGGACACCGCUGUGGUGGGCAGUGAUAGGCCCCACUGCGCUCAUCAUCCUCACAGUCAUCCACCGGAGGGGGCGGUGGUGGCAGCGGCGACCGUAGCCUCUGCCGCGGCAUCGCCGUCUCGCUCCUCCGUUUUGCAGCCUCAGCAACCGCCUCCGCUGCUCCCGAGGCCGGCAGGGGUGCACCAUCGACCAGGGAUGCCACCACCGCUGCCCUCCCUCCCAGCUAUGUUGCAUGCCUGUGAGACACCGUCACGCCGCCAGCAGCGACCACCGGCAGAGCGGCACUGUGCCACGGCAGGUGCGCACGCCAGACAGCCAGUGACCGCGGUGGAGAGAACGGUGAAGGCGGCCUCAGAGAUGGUGGUGCCGUCCGCGGACCCGGCGAUGCUGCUCGUGGUGCCUGGAGGUGUUUCCUCGGUGCCGGCCGCCUCCAUUGCUGCCAUGAUCGGCUUCUCUGGCGACGCGCCAAGCUGGGGCAGUGAUACCCAUGCCGAUGCUGCCUUAGCCCUCAUCGAGGACGCCGUGGAGGGGGGUUCCAGCGCGGAGGGGCGGCUCGUAGCACCUGGUCGGCGGGUGGGCGGCGGGGAGGGCGGCGCAGGAUCGGCCGAGACCGCCGUCGAGAAGGUGAUUACCUACUUCCCAAUUCGAAAGUCCGUGCUGGCACAGCGCAGCGCCUACUUUGCUGCUCUUCUCGACGAAGGCAGCGGCUGCAGCCCUUAUGUGCGCAGCACCCCGGACGAGUACGUGGAUCUCACCGACUUGUUGCCACUUCCGACAACAGCGGAGCCAGCAGAGGCGCGGGAUGCCCAUCGGUGCAGGGCUGGCGGCGCGGGCGUGUCAUGUCCCAUGACGGCGAAGGUGCUGCACAUGUCUCGCCGCCCAGAUCACCUCCGCAGAGGCUCUGCGGCUGUCAAAGCUUCUGACGAUGCCGAGCCUGCCCGUUCCGUGGCGACGGCCCACCGCCAGCGCGUUCCCGUGUACUACCUCCCAACCCCGGAGACGGUGGCGUGCUUCACGGACGAUAGUAAAGGUGCCCGCCUCGGCCGCAAUGGCGCGCACUCUCGCAUCAGCGCUGGCGACCCUGCGGCGGUCUCCACUCCGCCGACCCUCUCGCACGCUUGUGUGUGUCAGCUGCUCCACUACUUGUACACUGGCGUGCUCCCCAUCUUCCAUCAGUUGCCAGGGAGGACAGGGGUGAGUGAGUGGGAGUCGACUGCUGCCGCCGGGAUCGCCAGCCUGCAGUCGGACGCCCUUCGCAAUAGCUUCGCCAACGACUACGCGGCAGUGCUGUGGAUGGGGCUCUAUACCGGCCUCUCCUCCCUCACCUCGUCGAUGCUCAAGCUACUCUGGCGUUUUUUGGCGCUGUCGCGCGACAUGUGGCCGUACUGGCUCGCUGCGGCACAUUGGCAGGUGCCGGAGAUGCAGCUCAUCUGCGAGGCGUGGAUAGAGCAUCAUCUCUGCGCGAUGCUGCGAGCAUCAACGGUGCAGGGGCUGUGGCGUGGACUGCGUCUCGAUCAGGUGCAGAUACUAGUGAGUCUGCGCAGGAAAGCACUUGAGGCGGAGGCGCGGGCCGCGCAGACGAGCCCGAUGGCAAGUGACGCAUACCCUCGCUAUUUUCCCGGCCACACCACCGCCGGCGGUGACGCUGCUGCGGAAGCGUCGAUGAGGAGCACCACCACCGCCGCCACGAUGCCGUCGUUUCUUCGGGAGCAGAUGAACGGCAGCGACGCCGCAAGCAGCGUUGACGGUAGCGGGUCGGUUGGCGAGGAGGCGGCAGAGCAGCGCCGUGUGCAGUUGUCCCUGAGCCCUCCAGCACCUCCCGUUUCUACCAUCGAGUGGCCAGCUGAGGUGCUGAGGUACCAACAGCCGCACCCUCUGCGCCUCCGCGGCGGCAGCGGCAGUGGCAGCGGCAGUGGCGUUGGUUCACCGAGUCUCUCGUCCUCUCAACCAGGCGCUGGUUGGGCUUCUUCUCUUGACAAUCCCCGAGUAUCACCGGCUACCGAGGGUGUUCCGGUCCUGAGCCGAGAUGCGGCGGCAUCUCCCUCUCACCCUCCUCUGGAUUCACUGUCCCAGUUCGCCUUGCCAACGCCGCCGUCCGCGCUCGCUACCCCGCCUGCACUCGCUACGCCGCUGGCUUUCGACGGUGCCCCAUCCCCAGGUGGGAUGGCUGGAGUUGCCAGCACCCCUCUCAGCCGCCAAAGCAGUCGCGCCAGCACGCCCUUCUUUGCCUCCAGCGCCGCUGCGGCCGCGCGGCCCUUUCGGAGCUUCAGUGGUCGCUCCGCCGCUCUCGGGGUGGCGACAACAAUGGGUACGCCUGGCAUCCCGUCUUCCGCGGCACUCACGUUCGCCGACUUGAGCGGCGUGGACGGCGCACACGCGCACGAGAGCGCUGGCAGCACGGCGGCAAUCGCCGCGGGUGCUCGAGGACACCGAACGGACCUAGGAGGCGGAGGAGAGAGCGGUGCAAUGAUGAGCGGCGCUGGACUGACUCGUCGCACGGAGGCUCCUUCUGCAGCCAACACAGCCUUCGCUUUUCGAAGGCUGGUCACCGCCGGAGACGGUGCCGUUCUCCGGUCGGAAGUAGCGGAUUGGCCCACGCUUGCUCAGACCAACAUCCCUGCCCGCGCCAACGCUGAGGUGUUGCGCACCACGCCGCGCCGCUCUCCGCUAACCACACGCGGCUUCCAUGAUCUUUUCGACGACUCUCGCACCGAGCCGCGCAGUCCGUCGCGGCUGCACGUUGCGUACCCGCCGAUUACCUCAGCCAGCGCCUACUACACUCCAUCCAAUGGGAUGGUGACACAGCCCACGCUGCAGGUACUCGCAGACGGAGCCUGGACCAUCGGGGGCUGCGGCCGGCUUUACACAGCUGAGACGCGCGAGGAGCUGGAGAAGCGGCAGGCCUACUGGUACCGCGCUGAAUGGGAGCAGCAACAGCAGCUUCCGUCGGCGGUACUCUUGACAGAGACUGAAGUGCUGGAGCGUCUCUGGACGUGGUGGCGGGCUCGCACUGAGGACUCAUCCAAUUGGCCGACAGAGACGGAGGUGCGCGCUGUGGUUGAGAUGCUGCAGAAGGUUCGCCUCAGUGACGCGCGAGAGGCGCUGCCGUGCACGUCCCCGCGCGAUGACGCGGCCUACGACGGCUUCAGGGCCCUCUUGGACGAAGAGCAACGUUUCCUGGUCGCAAGUAAAGCGGGUCUGCCCAACGCUACUGCUGCUGCUGUUGCUGCGGUGCUGUCGCCGCUCUAG